Messenger RNA from Lolium rigidum, 1006 nucleotides. Its product is annotated as myb family transcription factor MPH1-like. The transcript is spliced from 5 exons. The record is from RefSeq and is a predicted model, not a curated record. The coding region runs from base 129 to 884 and encodes 251 amino acids. NCBI's taxonomy places the organism in Eukaryota, Viridiplantae, Streptophyta, Magnoliopsida, Poales, Poaceae. Gene Ontology annotation, molecular function: DNA-binding transcription factor activity; DNA binding.
CUCUCUCUCUCUCCUCUACAUAUAUGGUUACAGUACUUCAUUCUGCAGUUGCAUCCGUCGUUGUGUUUUUGGCUUGGGAUCAGAUCGAAUUGAAGUGCUAGCUCUAGCAACAGGGAGAGAGUAAAAAUAUGAGAGGGUUCCAAAGGAGAGGUGUCCGGCAGUACAACCGGUCUGACGAGCCGCGGAUGCGGUGGACGGAGGAGCUGCACCGGCAGUUUAUCGAGGCUGUCGACUGCCUAGGCGGCCCAGAUGAGGCAACACCGAAGCGAAUUCUUCAGCUCAUGGGCGUGAAGGGAGUCAGCAUAUCUCACAUCAAGAGCCAUCUCCAGAUGCACCGAUCAAGCUCAAGCAACAACAGUAACAACAGUGACGCCCCAGCCAACGCGUUUGUGAAUCGUCAUCAAGGUGAAUGCGUCGAUGAUGCGUCACGAGAAUGUAACACGGCAGCUGCUUCGCACAUGAUCAACGCUUCUUCUUGUAAGGUGCCUCGCAGUCGCGGGGACCACCACCACUCGACCUCGCCGCCUUACCAAAUACCGUCCAUCGAAGAAGUUCUCAGAUGUUGGGAGCAGAGUAGAGAGCUUCCGCCAUGGAACUCGAGCAUGCUAAUCACCACAGAGAAGGCGAUCGGCUGGCCGUGUCACGCUGAUUGCAAGACGAGUCAGAAGAAGCAGAUGGCGGCGGUGUGUGACCUGACGCUGUCGAUCGGUGUUCCGGGGGAGGAUGAGGCGGACGCGAGCAGCGACAUUGACGGCUCGAGCAUGACUACUGAGGAGGCCGCUGCCCCGGUGAGGGAUCGAGGAGCCGGCGACCUCCACCGCUCCACUUGUCUGAACCUAGACCUGAACCUCGACCUCGCUGUCCCAUCUUCUUGGCUCGCCUGACCUGAGAAGCUGUGCUAGGCCCCCUAUGUAAAUACGUAGAGCUGUCUUUGUAUACAUCCUUUGUACAUAUCGAUGUAUAUAUUGUAGAUCGUACGUGCUAGCAUUAUUUCGAAAUAUUUUUU